AUGGUCGUAGCUAUUUAUAGUUCAUAUUCAAGGUUGUGCCUUAUGAGAGCAAAUGAUAAAAGUUGGACAUAUUACUAUCCAGAACCAAAUAUUCCCUUCAAGGAUAUUAAUGUUUGUGGUGAUACUUUAUAUGCUACGGAAAAUGAUAUGAUGGUUUGGAAAGUCGAAGUGAAGAAUAGAGAUGAUGAAAGUUCAUCGAUUUCUAUUUCUUUAAAGAUGAUCCACGAUAAAAUGAUCGAUGAUUUAAGUAGAUCAUAUAUUACAGAGUCUUCCAAAGGAGAGCUUUUGUUAGUGUUGAGGUCAAUAUCUGUGGAGGAAACACAAUUAGAGACUACCAAGUUUAAAGUCUACAAACUCACUCAUGAGCGUGAAAAUGGUAUGCGAAGGGCAGUAAAGGUGAAGAGUUUAGAUGGGGAUACUAUGUUUAUCGGAGACUCUCAAUCCAUUUGUGUAUCAACUAAGGAUUUUCCUAAAUGUUUACCCAAUUGUAUAUAUUUUAUCAAUGGUUGCUACAAUUAUAUUCCUAAUUUAGAACAAGAUUCAGGUGUAUUCAACAUAGAAGAUAAAAGAUUUGGGAACCAUUACAUACGAGAUCCUGCACACAAGAAUUUACCUCAACCUAUUUGGAUCAUCCCAACAAUAUGUUUGAAAGAUUUUGAAGAUUAA
Cucurbita moschata (crookneck pumpkin) is the source of this 666-nucleotide messenger RNA. RefSeq lists its product as uncharacterized. Bases 1 to 666 code for a protein of 221 amino acids. NCBI's taxonomy places the organism in Eukaryota, Viridiplantae, Streptophyta, Magnoliopsida, Cucurbitales, Cucurbitaceae. The transcript has a single exon. The record is from RefSeq and is a predicted model, not a curated record.